Molecule: messenger RNA, 12858 nt
Organism: Motacilla alba alba
Lineage: Eukaryota; Metazoa; Chordata; Aves; Passeriformes; Motacillidae
Gene: SASH1
Product: SAM and SH3 domain containing 1
Exons: 13
Coding region: 8747-12256 (1169 amino acids)
Molecular function (GO): protein binding
Source: RefSeq, a predicted model, not a curated record
AAAUUCUCUCAUUGCAGUACUGAAAUAUCCUGAUUUACCUGGCAAUUUCCUUAAUAGCACAUGUAUCACUGACCUUGUGAUGCUCUAUUCUCCCUGCAGAGAAUCUUUAACUUGCAUUUUAAAUCUUCAAAAUCUAUUGUCAUAGACUUCAACAGUCUUAUUGUAUAAUCUCUCUUUUUUUAUUUUAAAUCUCACCACUUUGUCACUGAGCUUUUGAAACACAAGCUGUCCCAGGCAAAAAUCCCCCUUGUUUCAAAACCCACAGAAAAUGGCUAUUAGGUCAUUUAGAGGGAAGUUGUUGAUUCACCAGUAGAUUUUCUCAGGCUUUUCUAGCCCUUGUUGAGACAUUCUAGAUGAGGAACUGGCUAAGUCCUAGCUGUCUGCUGCCUUCAAACACUUCUGUCUCUGCAUUUGCAAACUCACAGCCCAGAGUUUGUGGCUUUUGUCAGAUCCAUAAACAGUGAGAAAGCUUUCCUCCCCUUUUUUUUUGCUUCUGAGCUGUUUAACUUCUGUUGUUUUUAUGGGCACCAGACAGUCUUUGUGUUAUGCCAUACUGAAUUAAUUAUUUUUUCCUUCCAGAUAUCUUCAUUUUCACUGAGUAGUUCAUUCCACUUCAGUUCUCUAAUUGGAAGUUCACAGAUAAAUCUUAGAGAAGAACACAUUUGACUGUCAAAUUCAAGCUCUUUGGAACCCAUAUAAUUGAAUCAUAGGCUUUUGAGAUGAUUGGUUGAUUUAUUUAUUUUAUUGUCAGUGGAAUUUCCGGCUAACUGCAGCAGCUGGUUAGCUCCUCCUUCCUAAAUGAAAAAAGGAAUGCAAUGUCAUUUUUUGAGAUGUUUAACAUAUUUGGUGGCAGAGAAAGAUUUUCUUGUUUGUGGUCAAAAAAAUAUGCCCAUCUUUAGUUACAUUGGAGCAGAGGGGAACGGAUGUUGCCUUAUACUCUGUUCAGAUAUAUCAAAAAUGUGCCAAGAAUAGAGAAGGAAGGAUCCUGACUCCUGAACCGAUUGUUUAGCCUGCUGAAAGAUGUCUGAUCUUUCCUCAUUAGUAUUUAUAGCUUGAACUUUCUCUUCUUUUAAGGCUUUUGUCCGGGGUACCUAUAGCAUAAGCCCCUCAAAAUUCUCAUUUACUGUGGUCAACUCUCAAAAGGAUAAUGAAUUUCUCUCUUAAAUCUUUUGAUAGUGGUUUACACUUGUGUUGAAUUACUGAAAGCUGUGUGUUUCUCUUGAGGACUGAACAUGAUUCAGUAUUUCUGUCCUAAUAGAAUGACUUGGCACCUUUUCUCUAAAGUUGUUUUCCUAAGCCAUCUUUGCCCUUCGAGCCAGCAGCUUGGUUGCCUCUCUCUGCUGUUCUGGGAGGAUUUGAAUCAAAUUUCUGCUAACUUCAGUGGGGGAUCUCUAUUCAGUCAUUGUAGAUAAUUCUCAAGACUUUUUCCCUCGGUCCUGAUUUGUCCCGGUUGCCUUUAACAGAAGCUGUUAAACUGCUUGCCUUCAAGGGAAGAGGAUCAUCUGCAGAAAUGAAAGUUCAAGUUAGAACAAAUCUCAGCCUGACUUUUUUUUUUUUUUUUUGUGGACAAGAAUGAAACUGAGGUUAACUGGGGUGAAAGACUUUGGGCUCUAAUUGACAAAAGGGAAAAACAAACAAAGAAAAACAUUAGAUAUGUCUAGAGAUAGGAUAUGUGUUUAGUCAGACUUUUUUGCCAAAGGACCUCUUUACUAAUCUGAAGUGACCAGUCUUUAAGACAUGCCAAGAUGAUUCUGUUUUCAAGCCCUUCCUCUCCCAAAUGGUUUAAGUUUCAGUGCCAUUUGUGUGAUUUGUGUUCUGCAUAUUUGGAACCUCAACUUAAAAUUAUCCCACUCAUUUUAUAUAGGCCAUGAAGCACAGAUGGUUCUCCCUAUAUUAAAAAUAUACUUUUAGGUAGCCCACUGCCUUAUACUUACACUAGGAAAGUAAUUGAAAAUACAAGUUCCUGAGCUAAACAUUUCCAGUUUGAAUUUGAAGUCCUUGGACAAUGAUUCUUCUGGUUCUGUUUGCUUUUUAAACUUAUUUAUUUAUUUUUCAGUCUCACAGCCAAGUUGUUACUAGGCAGUUUUUAAUGAAACAAUGUGGUCAUUUUGUAAACAAAACAAAAACAAGUUAGAAUCUAAGCAAUGAGAGAAUCUAAAAAUGAAGGCAGAAUGUCUGAAGUGUUCUAAGGUUUUAAGUAAUCCUUUCCUUUGAAGUCAGCUGUGCCCACAGCAUACAAAUAAUAUCUAAAGUGCAUAUAUCAUAAGUUAUUAUUUUCCUUUUUAGGAAAAGACCACUUUUUAAAAAAAGCUUCUAUAGCUGUUGUGUUUAUGACUACCAUAACUGCUGUUGAUUUAAAGGUUCUCAUUUUAAAGAUUGAUUUGAGGAUUCUGUUCUCCAGGUUCUCCUCUUUUAAAUUAUCGGGAAAUGGAAACUUGGGUUGCAUACCCUUAACAAAACUAAACCCUAAAGAUGAACCACAAAGGAGUGAGGAGUAGAAAGGUCAGCAUCCCGAGGCAGGCAGCCCAAUGUCAUUGCUGUGCUCUUAAUUGUAUGUCCUGUUUGUUUGUUCUUAAGAAACAAAUAAACAAACAAAAGCCUUGCCAAGCCAGUAGGUGACCUGGUUCUUUGCCACUAUGGAGUAAUUAGUAGCUUUCAGCCUCACUACUGUGGUCCCCCUGUUUCACAACAAAUUUGUGUGUUCUUUAUUUGCUAAUGUUGGUAUGCAGUUGAAACUGUUUUCUUUUCAGUCAGAUGUAUCAGAGCUCUAAAAAGCCUCAUGAUUUUCUUACAAAUUUAUUUCUGAAUAUUUACGUUUCAUCUCUGUUGCAAUGAAAGCAGUUCACAUUAGCACUAGACAAGCUUUCAUUGCCUUGUGCCAAGCAUUGGGAUGUAAAGCAGGUGCAGAUUACAAAUGGAUCCCUUUCUGGAUUGUAGAUAAGGCCCUAUUUGUCCUCAGGAGUCAGAAAGUCCAGGGAAAGAGAGGACUUCAAAAUUCUAUCACAUUCUUUCUUUACACUGAGGUGGCUUUUAUGCUUCCUAAAGAUAGAAGAUCAUUUGAUAACUUUUGGGGCCUGACAUUCUCAGUUCUUCUAAAAUAGGGCUGCUUCAUCCUCAGAGCCCUUGCUGGUAUGGCACCAGCCCAGCCUGGAGAACCAUGCACAAGGAGAAGUCAGUAUGUUCAGUGUGGCCGUCAGUUUCUUUCCUGUGCCCUCUGCUAAAGACCACCAAUUGUACCAUUUGCCAUGUUUCAUGCCAGGGGAAAUGGAAGAGGAAGCACCAGGGAGCUUGACAGAAGUGUGUGUCAUAUGUGUGCUGACACUGACACAAACCACUAAUUAAGUUCACCGACAGUUUCUGUACAUGCAAGCUGAAUGAAGUUGUAAUUAUCCCUGAACCAAACUGGUUGUUGGUCUCAUCUUCUGUAUUAUGGUUUCGAUCAGCGGGUAAUGCUCACCCAUCCAGGGAACUUCAAGGUAGUGUAGCUGGCCUUCAUUUGAAAGGUGCCACAGUGAGCUGUGCCAUGCUUGUCUGACAUCACCCCACCUACCAGAUGUGCCUUAGCAGCCUCAGGAGAGAGACCAUAAUAUUUUUGAGUGGAGAGAACAAAAGCAGCAUUUCCCUCCAACAAUAUGGCCCACACAUGGACAGCGGGGGGGCCUGCAGUGCUGUUUUACAUCCCUGCCCUCCCAACAUUUGUGUUCCCAGGAUCAUUACAUUACCAGUAGGAAACUGGCACCCCAUUUGGUUUCUCUGAGGAGAGUGGCUGCCGUGGGGCAGACCUGUAAGUGUGCUGUGCACAUCUGCAUCUGCCACGAGGCUGAUGCUGGGUACAAGUCCCCCCUGGGUUGCCUCUCUUUUCUGUCUUCUCUAGAUCCAUUUUUUAACAGAUGGCAGUCCAUGGAGUCCACACAGCAAUAGCUCUGGCUGGACUGAGAUAAUAAUUUGUUGCUCUUGAACUUUUUUUUUUUUUUUAAACAAGUGGUUAAAUAGGGAUAAAAGUUGAAAGGCUGUGCAGAAUUGGGUUUGUGUCUGCUACAGGCAUCAAAGGCAGAGUAACAGAUGAGAAUGGACUUUGAGCUGUAUUCAUUUCAGUCUCAGAGAUGCUGAAGCUGUUGAAUCAGGAUUGUGUUACCCAUGGUACAAACCUGACUCUGACAAAUGAGUCUGAUAUAAUUAUCUCUGGCUCAUGAAAGUCAUUACUGUGUGUGAUAAGUGUGAAGAAUAGGAAGAAAAGAAAUAAUGAAAGUGUAACUUCUGUAGCACCAAUUACCUCAAAAGUAAAUCUAAGCAUAAUUACAGCAAAUCCACAUUAUUCAGGGUUAUACUGUAUUUCAGUAUGUGGAUGCUUUCUAAAUGCAGCUAUUUUUAACUGAUUUUUAUUCAUAGCACUGAUGGAUUCUUAAAAUUUUUUAUCAUUGGUUAACAUUAUUAUUGCUCAUAAUACAGGACUGCUAGCAUAAACAGAAAAAAAGUCCUUCUUUUGGUAUUUUCAGUUUAAUUUGUUCAAAAUCAGCUCAGAGUCAGUGUAUAUUGGGAGUCAGCAUUGGGUAUCCACAGAGAGUAGGGUAUGAUGAGGUUUGUUUUACUUUAAACAGUAGUAUUUAAUUUGGAGCAAUGUGAAUAUUUUGAAGUGUUAGCCCUGGUUUUGCUGUUAUCCCAGGACUCACCAUUUUUGAUAAGGUUUCUUUUCCAUUAAAGGCUAAAGGGUAGAGGAAGAUUUUUCUGUGUUUUACCUCUUCUUGGAGAAUUUGUUGCUGCCUCCAGGCCCUGCAUGCUCUUUCAAGUAACAGAGGGGAGCUGCUGCUGCGUGUGGCUGUGAAUUAAUGCAGAGCUUUCAUCUUUGCUCCAAAGAAUCUAGUGACCCAAUUUCUGUUAAGAUUUCCUGAAAGGCACUGAUGUGCCUCAUUGUAUUGGGUGGUGUAUUUACUAUUACUGCCCAAAUUCCUGUAAUACUGUUAGUGCUUAGUAAUAAUUAUGAUGAAAAAGAACCUAUAAUAAGACAUGCUUCAAAAUGGUAUUGGUAAAUUCCCACGCUGUGUGCCUGUCACAGGGACCUGUCCUGGGAGGUACUGGCUGCCCUCCUUUUCCACAGAUCACAGGGACGGUGUCCAGCACCUCUGGGUGAAAGCUGGUAGCAGAAGAAUUACAGCAUAUUUUGUUAUGAUCUUUCCCCUCUAUCUAUGCAUAAGAGCAGGAAUUCUCAUGGGUACAGUAAUACAAAAACCUUCAUGAGAGAAAUGGAAAUCGUCAUUACAGUUCCCAUGACACAACCCAAAGUAAGGUCAGUGCUGGGGAGUGAUGAUAGCAAAGCAUGAGACCAUUGAUGUGUUUGUAUUUGGUUUUGUAGAACACUCUUACUGAGUUUCUUACCUAUUUUUUCUGAAAUUUUCCAGAACACUUCAGAAUUUGCAGGAGAAACAGCUGCAAAUUAUUCAGAAUAAAACUGUGUCACGUCUUUAAGUAUUAUUUACCACGCAAGAGCCACCUGUGUUGUUAUCAGAUACAGCUUGGCUAGAUAUGUGUCCCUAGCAGGACUAAACAUUGUCACCACAGGAUUGUACUGAGCAGCUGGCAGGAAUGUAGCCUAAGUAAACCUCCUGCUCACUGCCAGCAGGAGUUUCUCCUGUAGUUAGUCUGUUGUAAAGUCUCUGAGAAAAAUCUUCCUGCUGUCAUGACUCAGAGCUUACAGUAACCCCCAAGCAGUGGCUGCAGUUAGGCGUGUACAUAACAGCUUCUGUCUGCAUGCAUUCAGACAAGCCCUAUUGACUUACUUUAUUGCUAAAUGUUUGGCCAUGUGUUUAAAGAGGAUGGGAGAGGGAAGGCAGAUUAAUAUUUAUUCUAACAUACUAGUUCACUUUUUUAUACCCUUCUUGCCUUUUGGCAGCUGCCUGUUUUUUCUGUUUACUACCUAGAGGGUGAGGGGGUGGUACCAGCUUUUUCCUGUUCUCCAUGCAUCAGCCAGCAGAAGAUGCUAUAAUCCAUAAUGUGGUUUCCCUGCCCCCAAGCCUAUUAAAUUAGAACAAAGCUUUGCUCAGUUCAAGAAUUAGGAAUUUCAAAAGCCACGUGUUUCACUGCCCUAUUUGGCAGACACAGGCUGAAUAAACUUUCCUUGUGGUACAAGAGAAAAUUUUAAUUGCCCUCUCAUUGGUUACCCCUUGUGCCCUUUCCCCAGUGCUGGUGUUUCCUUCCUCAUGCUUUGGAUGGUAAUAUUAACAUCCUGAUUGAAGGUACUAUAAGAAUGUAACUUAAGUUACUACAGCCUUCACUAAAAGGUUCUCAUCCUUCCCUUCUUUCUCUGAUAGGAAUUUUGCUUUGUUUCAUGUAUUGCUGUUUCACCCUUGGUUUUCCAAGAAGUCGAGAGUUGAAUUUCCAGCACCAGUAGAGUACUCCAUUUAUUAAUAGUACAGCCUAUGCCAAAGUGUAGGAAUUCUCCCUGAAUCUUCUUAGCCUUGCCAAAACAUAAGAUUCAGUUGAGAGAGUCUUGUAAAAGACUUUUUGAUUCCAUGUGCAGAGGAGUCUGCAGGAGAAUUGGAAAAGAAUGUUGCAUUGUAACAGGUACAAAAUAAUGUAAUUCAGAGCUUCAUUCUGCUACAUAUACCUAUGACAAGUGGUACAUAAGUACAGUUGUAAUGUCAUUAAAAUUGAUUAUGCUAAUCAGUGAGAGAAGCACUUCACCAUGAGGAAAUGUGUCUGGCUUGCAGAUACAAAUGUCAGCAAUGUGCUUCUCAAAUUUAAACUAAAACCUGGAAACAGUUAACAGCUAGGAAUUUGCCUAAGCAGCUAUUCUUGUAUCAAGACAGACCUCCUGGGAGAAUUAAACUUUUAUGCUCUCGUUACUUAUGACAAAUAUUUCCCACUAAUUUCAGCAAGCAGUGUCGUUUGCAUUACACCAGCUAAUGUGUAAUAUAUCUCUCAUCAAAGUAGCCGUUGGAUGCUCCUUUGAUUUUCUUAUAAGUAAUCACAGACCAAACCCAGACAUGGUUACCUACGGGGUCUGACACUGCACAUUUUAGACUUGCACAGACCUUGCAAUUCAUGUUCUUGGAAAAAAAUAUAUUGAUGACCUCUGGAAAUUUUCUUUAAAAUUUUGGAGGCUGUUAUUUGUAACUUCAGGAUAUGAUACAGCUUAUCACUUAUUAGUUUCAUGCAGUUUUCUUACGCAGCCUGUGCAAGGAUUAGAGGUCUGUGAAGCUUUUUUAAUGAAACCCAAAACCUUUAAAACUCAAGUUGCAAAGCCCCAAACUUAGAUCAGUUUCAUUCAUGGCCAUGAACUUUUAAGGGAAUCUGGGAUACAUUUCAAGGAAGUUGCUGUCAUGUUUCACUUGAUGUGGGCUUGUAUGUUAUUGAAACUGGAGAACACUAGCUGGUUUUAUCUGAAGCUUAGAAUUUUCCAUAGGGCUUUACAUCAGAGUUUUGGGGCUGAAGUAAUUCAAGGGUAAGAACCCAGCUACAGCACACUAGUCAAUUUAGCUUACAUGACCACUCGGGAGUAGAAAAGCUGUGUACAGUCACUACUAAAAAGGUGAUUUGAGAAAUUGAAAAAGGCUAUUUGACUGAGGGGCUCAUUAAAAUUAGCUAGCCAUCAAAGGAAAUAGAUGUUUAGUCCAGCUAUGAUUUCCCAAUGUGAUUGAUUUGCAGUAAAUCCAGAUAAACAGACCACUUAUAGUGUGGUCCUGAUAAAGGAGAAUCUUCCCUGGCUUAAAGAGAGUGCUGUUGUGGUAUGCCUAUGCUACUGCUUGCCACCCUUGGAUAGCAGUGUUCCCAAUAAGCAGCAAUCUUGGUCCCUGUUUUCAUGUGCUCUGAGAAGAAAUGUCCAAAUUCUGGAUUUUUUGUGAGGUUUGGGGUAAGGUGUGGUUGGUAAAAGGCGUGCCAACUUACUUUGAGCAUCUCAGAGUCUGUUUCUUAGGAAGGGAGAACUGAGUCCAGCCUAGGCAGAGAACUUUAAAGUCACACUGCAAUACUUCAUAAAGCCACCACUUCUGGACCAGCAUUUCUCUUUCCAGUUCUUAUUUAUGCCUUUUCUAGCACUGAAACUGAGGGGAAAGAUCAAAAAAUAAGUAUCUAAGUUCACCAACUUAAAAAACAUUUAAGCAAGGUUUAUUUUCCUUUCAAAUAUGCUUUUUAUAAAGGGAAAUCCUCCUGGGAUUUUUGUCAAAAGUAUUAAAAAAGAGAAAAUUAAAAAAGCUUGGUAAAGGGUUUAAGUUACAUUUCCUAUAGACACGGCCUCCACUCUAGUGGUAGUGUUUGAGGGUCACUCUUCGUCCUGGCUUUGCAGAGAUUCUCUGUAUCUUUUUCUUUCACUGAAAUUCCAUAGACAGUAAUUAAGGAACUGGAGGCCAGCAAGAGGUCAGCAAGCCUUCGUCAGUGAAAACAGGGAUUGUUUGCCAUGUACAACACUCCCUUUUUUCCUUGUGGUGAAUAGAAGAUUUGCUUAGAGCUGAUGACUUAUGCCUUUCUUGCAAGUUAUGCAGCUAGCGAGUAACUGGGGGAAUCAAUCAGUGAGCAGAAAACAGCUAAUUGAGUCCAGCAUCACGCUUUUUUCUUCUUUACAUAUUCAGCACUGGAAUCGGAGCCAGUUUGGUGUCUGAUAAUGUAACUCGAGAGAAGAGGCAUUUUGUGUGCAGGAUUCAGAGCAAAUUCAAUACUUAAGAAGAAGUGUCUGCUCCUAAAUUUUAGGGUUACAAAGCUGACAGCGGUUGAGGACUCGGGGGAAAAUACUCGAAACUGAGCUUUAGGCCUAUAAAUGCCGAAGCUGUCAAGAGAACAAUCCGAUGAUGAAACAGAGGAGUCGGUGAAGUUUAAGAGGUUGCACAAGCUGGUGAAUUCUACUCGCAGAGUCAGGAAGAAACUCAUAAGAGUUGAAGAAAUGAAAAAACCCAGCACAGAAGGUGUGGAAGAGCACUCACUUGACAACUCUCCUAUACUGGAUGACAGAUCAGCACUUUACUCUGGAGUUCACAAGAAGCAAUUCUACUUUGACAGCUCCUGUGAAAAGCAGCCAGAGGACGAUUCGGACUCACUCACUACUUCUCCUUCAUCCAGCAGUCUUGAUACGUGGGGAGCUAACCGGAAGCUGGUGAAGACCUUCAGCAAAACUGAUAGCCGUGGCCUUAUCAAGCCUCCCAAGAAACUUGGGACAUUUUUCUCUUACCCAGAAGAGGAGAAGUCCCAGAAAGUUUGCCGCUCCUUGACAGAUGGGGAAAUGAAGAAGAGCCUCGGCUCGCUGAGCCAUGGGGUAAGUACAGAAAGCAUUUGCUUUUAUGACAGCAACAGGCACAAGCACCAUCUUCUGGUGUCCCUGGAGGAGAUUCAGAGUGUAAGGAAGCAGAUCCGAUUGAAGAAAAUGGAUACUAACUAUUCCUGUUCCAGAGCUUUUCUUUGCCAGCGCCCUGCUAGGAAAGGAGCAUCCCCCACAUCUUGCGACCUACAAUUACUGCGGCACAAAACGAAAGGGGGUGGAGGUUGUGGCUUCCCAAACAGAAGGCUACGAGGGCGCACCUCUGUCAGCGAGUUCAAUAUCACCUAUGUGGUGGAGAGAAGCCUGUACAGUCACCUCAACCUCUCACAGCUGGUGCGUCCCGUUACUGACAGGACCCUGAGCAAGGCUGACAAGCAGGACCUGAGGAGAUGCCUGCUGGAGGAGGAUGAGGAGGCCAAGAGGAAGUGGGCUGCCACAGUGGAUCGCUGUACUAAAAGGGUUCUCUUGAGAAUCCACCAAAAGUCUAGAACCUGUAGCUUUGGCGGCUUUGAUUUGACAAAUCGUUCCCUUCAUAUUGGAAACAGUUCUGACCAAAUGGGCAAAGAAGGAGACUUUAUUUAUAAAGAAGUGAUCAAAUCACCCUCUGCCUCCCGUAUAUCUCUGGGCAAAAAGGUGAAGUCUGUAAAAGAAACCAUGAAGAAAAGGAUGUCAAAAAAAUACAGCAGCUCUUUGUCUGAGCAGGAGUCCAGCCCUGGGAUCGUGCCGGGUUCCCCACAGUCGCCACCACCAGACACUGACUCCCUGGACAAACCCAAGCUGAAAGCUGGUGGCUCAGUGGAGAGCCUGAGGAGUUCCUUAAGCGGUCAGAGCUCAAUGAGUGGUCAGACAGUGAGUACAACAGAUUCCUCAACCAGCAACAGGGAGAGUGUGAAAUCAGAAGAUGGUGAUGAUGAAGAGCCUCCUUACAGAGGACCUUUUUGUGGAAGAGCCAGGGUUCACACUGAUUUUACUCCAAGUCCUUAUGAUACAGAUUCUCUGAAGCUCAAGAAAGGUGACAUCAUUGAUAUAAUCAGCAAACCCCCCAUGGGCACUUGGAUGGGUCUGUUGAACAACAAAGUUGGCACCUUCAAAUUUAUCUAUGUGGAUGUGCUAAAUGAAGAGGAAGAGAAGCCGAAGCGGCCCACCAGGAGACGUCGGAAAAGCAGACCACCCCAGCCGAAGUCAGUUGAGGAUCUCUUGGAUCGCAUCAAUCUGAAGGAGCACAUGCCCACUUUUCUGUUCAAUGGUUAUGAAGAUCUGGAUACCUUUAAGCUUUUAGAAGAAGAAGAUUUGGAUGAACUGAACAUCCGAGAUCCUGAGCACAGAGCUGUUCUCCUCACAGCAGUGGAACUUCUUCAGGAAUAUGAUAGUAACAGCGACCAGUCAGGCUCUCAGGAGAAACUUCUCAUUGAAGGCCAAGGCCUAAGCGGAUGCUCUCCUCGGGAUUCUGGCUGCUAUGAAAGCAGUGAAAACCUGGAGAAUGGUAAAACUCGAAGGACCUGUCUUCCGCCCUCUAAAUCAGCAAUUGAGCAUAGCUUUAGGGAUUUCAGCAGAAACCAGCUAUCAAAUUAUCCCACUCUUCCACUGACCAAGUCAAUAGAAACUCUGCAGCCAGGGGAAAAAGAAAGCCGGCUGGGUUGUGCACAUCGUGCUCUGAAGAGCUCUGUCAAGCCUCCAGCCGUCACGGCUCUGAAGAAGAACCGCAGAAGUUUACCAGUUGCUGUGUGUCGAAGUUAUGAAACCCUGGAUGGCCCCCAGGGGGUAGAUGCAUGGCCAAGAUCUCACUCACUGGAUGAUCUCCAGGGAGAGUCCAAUACUAACUUACAGGACGCUAACAAGAAAGUAGGUUCUUUUCCUCAGGAUUCACUGGAUAUAGCUAAAAAGGUAACUGGCUCUGCCUUGCCGCCUCAGUCUCAUGGAGGCAGCUGUAAGGUAGAUGAUGUCAUGGCUAAGCAGGGCAAAGGAGCUGCUAAUUCUCAGAAGGGAAGAGCUAAGGAAUUGAACUGCUCUGUAGUGGAGACUGCAGGUGGAAAGCCUGCUCCGUCCCCCCUGAAAAACUGUGAAGCUCAGCCUGCCUUAGUGAUGCAUCAUGCAACAAGGACACCUCUGGAAAUACAGAGUAAAGGUUUUCAUGACCUUGCACGGGCUGAUUAUGCUCCAGUCCUCAAGGGAGGUCUAGAAGCUGAGCAAAAAAGCACAAAUGAGGCAAGAAUGCAACCAAAAAAUCCUUCUCAGCCACCACCUGUCCCUGCCAAAAAAUGCCGAGAACGCCUUUCUAAUGGAUUAUAUCAUCCUCCCAUGACCACAAGUGGAAACCACUCAAGUUUAGAAGCACCAUGUUUGCCAGUAAAAAAGACCAGCUCGUCCACUCCCAUUGAUUGUCAUGGAGUACCUGUCCAUAGGACAUCUUCUGAACAGGAACCCAGUAGCCCUCCUAGCCCGCUGCCACCCUGGCUGUCGGAGCUCCCAGAGACUGCUAGUGUUCAGCAGCAUGUGGUAAAGCUCGGUCCUGCUUCAGCAAGGAAAGUCUCUUGCAGCAGAGGAAUGGAUUUGGAAAUGGUGAUAGAAAACAAGCUGCAGUCUGAAGACAUUGAUCUUACUGAAGAACCGUACUCAGACAAGCAUGGUCGCUGUGGCAUUCCUGAGGCUUUGGUACAGAGGUACUCCGAAGACUUAGAGCAGCCUGAAAAGGAUGUGGCUACAAACAUGGACCAAAUCCGGGUAAAGCAGCUGAGGAAGCAGCAUCGCAUGGCAAUUCCAAGUGGAGGACUCACAGAAAUUUGCCGUAAACCUGUAUCCCCAGGACUCAUCACCUCUGUGUCUGACUGGUUGAUUUCCAUUGGUUUGCCUAUGUAUUCCAGCCUGCUCACAGAAGCAGGAUUCAACACACUGAGCAAAGUGCCUUCUCUGUCACAAACUUGCCUUCAAAAAGCUGGCAUCACAGAGGAAAGGCACAUAAGCAAGCUCCUGGCAGCAGCAAGACUCUUCAAACCUCUUGAUCCAGAGGCAAUUUAACAUGCUCCAUAGUGUGACAUUGCCUGGUUGAGAAUCCACUGCUUCUUCCUGCACCAGUACCACUCUAAUCACUUCACAUAGCUAAAGGGAUCAAGGAAGUGGCUCCCCAGGACAGGCAGAUUAUCUUCUUCAAAGGAUAUGAAAGUAUUUGGCCACUGAAGGAGAAGAGAGGCAACCACCAGGUAACACAGAUGUGGUACUUCCCUCCCCCUCACUCCCAUCUGAAAUAUUCCUGUUUCAUAAACUGUACAGGGUUGGCCUGAGAAUCAGACAGCUUCACAGAAUUAAGGGACCCUUGCACAUUUUCCUCAAGUUUGUGAUAGUGAUACUAGUAACAGGUCUUUUGUACAUCUAGGUUCCAGGUACCUGAAAUCAGUCCUAAAGACCAGGUACAAAUUAAGGUGCAAAUUCCAGUAGAAGCUGUUUGGCAAAUGUCUUAUGUUUAUUACAGCAGUCUAGAGCUAAACACAAAGCCCUCCCCAGUCAUCUUUGCUGUUGCUUGGUAUAGGUCCCAGUUGCUACGAAGCCUUUAGCUAGGCUGAAGUUGAUGGACUGAAAUUAGUUUUCAGUGUGGUCCAUCUCUGUCACUUCAAUGCAAAUAA